AUGGAAGACGACCGGGCAGCAACCAACCUUGGUCCAGAUGUGGAUCAAGGCAUAGCGGAGGAGUCACUGUCUGUGCCAAAACAACCAAAACGUCGCUUUGUGGGCAGAAAGACGGCAGAAAAGACAAGCGGGCAGCCAGUGGAUCCCAACGCCAACAUUGAGGACUCAAGCGCGAUACAAGUUGCCCAGCCUCGACGAACUGCUCGUGCUCUAAACGCCAUACCCGACGAUAUCAUUCACGACAACGAGAUCAACGAUGCCAUUGCGCUAUUGCCACCAAAUUACAACUUUGAAAUCCACAAAUGUAUACACCGAAUACGAACAUCGGGGGCCAAGUCGAUUGCCCUGCAAUUUCCCGAGGGGCUGCUGCUGUUUGCAACUACCAUAUCCGAUAUCCUCACGCGCUUUUGUCCAGGCACAAGCACAUUGAUCAUGGGCGAUGUCACGUACGGGGCUUGUUGCAUAGACGACUACACAGCACGCGCGCUCGGAUGCGACCUUCUGAUACACUAUGCGCAUAGCUGCCUGAUACCGGUCGCUGUGACCAAGAUUGCGACGCUGUACAUCUUCGUCUCCAUCACCAUCGAUACCCAGCACCUGAUCAACACGAUUACCGACAACUUUGCUGUGGGCAAGACAAUUGCACUAGUCGGAACCAUCCAGUUCAACGCAACCAUCCACGGUAUUGUGCCUAUACUGCAGAAGGAGGGAUACAACCCGUUUGUGCCGCAAAUUGCACCCUUGUCCAAGGGGGAAAUCCUUGGAUGCACAUCGCCUUCCAUGGCCAUGAAGGCAGGGGAGCUCGACGGCAGAGGCAGGGAACAGCAAGUGCCGGACCUGAUACUAUACCUCGGCGACGGACGGUUCCACCUCGAAAGCGCCAUGAUUGCCAACCCCCAAUUACCAGCAUACCGAUAUGAUCCAUACUCACGACGGCUGACGCAUGAAGUUUACGAGCACGAGUCUCUGUACAGUCUCCGGCGCAGCGCCAUCGUGACGGCUCGGAAAGCGCGCACUUGGGGCAUUAUCUUGGGUUCGCUAGGCCGACAAGGCAACCCGCACACAUUGACAUUGAUUGAAAACGAGCUAUCCAAGCAGAAUGUCAAAUGCGUUAGUCUACUCAUGUCUGAAAUCUUCCCUGGAAAGCUGGCCAUGAUGGGCGACGUGGAGGCGUGGGUGCAGAUUGCAUGUCCUAGACUCAGUAUCGAUUGGGGGUAUGCUUUUCCUAGACCGUUGCUGAGCCCGUACGAGGCGCUUGUAGCUCUAAGAGUAAGAGAAGCGCCGUGGCUGGAUGAAGAUGGAGGCCAGCGCGCAUCAGGAGAGAAAGUGCGGAGAAACCUCUAUCCCAUGGACUUUUACGCCUCAGAGGGAUUAGGGCGCACGACAGCGGAACACGUCAAGGCAGCAGAGGUUGCAAUCAAAGCAUGA
Messenger RNA from Bipolaris oryzae ATCC 44560, 1428 nucleotides. RefSeq lists its product as uncharacterized. The transcript is spliced from 2 exons. Gene Ontology annotation, molecular function: 2-(3-amino-3-carboxypropyl)histidine synthase activity. Gene Ontology annotation, biological process: protein histidyl modification to diphthamide. The record is from RefSeq and is a predicted model, not a curated record. Bases 1 to 1428 code for a protein of 475 amino acids. Lineage: Eukaryota; Fungi; Ascomycota; Dothideomycetes; Pleosporales; Pleosporaceae.